AUGAUUAGUGCUUGGAAGUUGAAGAACUCACUGGAAGUACAAGAUCUGUUUUUUUUCCUUUUCAAGUUCUUGACAAGAAUGAAUUUGGAAUUUGUACUCAGAAGUGGACCUUGGAGCGUUGAUCGAUCACUAUUGAUUCUUGAGAGAGUCUCUGGGGAGGAACAACCAUCAUAUCUUAACAUGCAUUUGGGAAUCUUUUGGGUGAGGAUCUACAAGCUACCGUUGAUGCUCAGAUCGGAUACUAUUGCAAAGAAGAUUGGAAAUAUACUAGGCUCGUUCGAAGAAAUGGAUCUCAAGGAUGCACACCAAAAUGGGCGCUUCUUGAGGAUUAUGGUUACCAUAGAUUUGAGAAAAUCCAUAAACGAGAAACGAUGGUCAAGUUCAAGGAGAAGAACCUCCGUGUCCAUUUCAAGUUUGAAAGUUUACCCACCUUCUACGUUGUGUGCAAAAGGAUUAGUCACCAAUUAA
Molecule: messenger RNA, 468 nt
Organism: Lathyrus sativus (Indian pea)
Lineage: Eukaryota; Viridiplantae; Streptophyta; Magnoliopsida; Fabales; Fabaceae
Source: the annotation of a GenBank genome assembly